UUUCAGUGCAGUACCCCUCAUGCACAUGUGUAAACAAGGUAUCUGCUAGAACCUUAUACGGCUACGGUUUCAUCAACUACCACGCUACAUAGACGUUUUAGAAAUAAUAAACCAACGUUUAUCUUAAUACCUUGACCCAAAAUGGCGUCAACAGAGGUACAUAGUGACAGUGACGACGGCAUGGACGAAUUCAUGGACAAAUUCAAAAGCCAGAGAUAUAAGAAUGCCUUUACGGAGAAAAAUUGGGAGGAGGAGUUCAAUAAAGUCCCAAUGUUUAUGAAAACAGCCCCUGAAGAGAUUGACCCACAAAAAUACCCAGAACUAGCCUGUCUCCAGUCCAUGAUCCAUGAUGAAGAUCGACCUCCAGCGGAGCAAGCAAAGAGCCUGAAAGAUGAAGGAAAUGCAUUUUUCAAAGAGAAGAAGUACGACAAGGCCGUAGUGUCCUACACAGCAGCUUUAAAGAAGAAAUGUGGGGACCAGGAGCUCAACGCUGUUCUCUUCACCAACAGAGCCGCUUCACACUUCUAUCUGGGUAAUAUGCGUUCUGCUCUGAAUGAUGCCACAGCUGCAAAGAAGAUCAAACCAGACCACCUCAAAGCCUUGAUCAGAGGUGCUCAGUGCUGCAUAGAGCUUCGUAACUUUUCAGAGGCCAUCCACUGGUGUGACGAGGGUCUGAAGGCCCACACAACUGACAAUAAGCUACUUGAGCUCAGAGCAUCUGCAGAUAAACACAAAAGAUUAGCAGAGAGAGAUGCCAGGAAGGCUAAGACCAAAGAGAAGAAGUUAUGUGGCGAGAAGGAGGCUCUCCUGGCUGCCAUAAAGGAUCGAGGGAUCAAGCUUUUCCAGUCUGCAAAGACUCAUCUUCAGGGUUCAGACAGUGACGAAGAGGAUGAACGCUCUUCAGCAGCCAUGGCACAAUUGAGUCUGGAUGGCCUGAGCUCUCAGAAAGUCACUGGUGCUCAGGUAUUCUUGGAUGAGCAGGGCUCUCUGCACUGGCCUGUUCUCUUCCUCUACCCCGAACAUCAACAGAGUGAUUUCAUCUCAGCCUUCUCUGAGAAAAACUGUUUCAGAGACCAUCUGACUGUGAUGUUUGGAGAAGAGCUUCCACCUUGGGACACAGACAGAAAAUACCAGCCACAAAAUCUAAAGUUGUACUUUGAAGAUGAGGAGAAGGAAACACUCUACCAAGUUGACACAGAUACAUCAUUGUUGAAAACGUUGCAACAUAAAAGGUUUUUUGUCAAGGCAGGCACUCCCAGCUUCAUCGUGUUGGUGCAUGGCUCGUCAUUCUUGAAGCAGUUUUUAUCGGGAAAGAAAAUACAUGGAUUGUAAACCUACUGGACUUCAGCUGUUGGACUUUAAAUACACAAAACUACCUUCUCAAAUCUGAUUGGCUGUCUUUGGUGUUUGUUUUGGCAAAAAUAAAACAAUAAAGUGUUUCUUCUGUGUUACUAAACUAAAUUAAAAGGACAUUUCGUAAGAAAUUUAUAUAAACUUUUGCAGAUUGUACAUCAGUUUUUCUGGAUUAUUAAGCAAAUGUUUGCAGUAAUAUCUUAGUUGUCAAGGUGUUCCUUUUAACUUAUUACAUAGAUGCAUUUGUCACACAGUUAGAACAUUUUGUUUUUCUAUUCUGUUUAUGCCUGGAGCCUGAAUUGUCCUACAGACAUCUUUCAGGAAAUUAGAAAUGGCUGACUAUUUUUUUCCAGUGACAAUAUCUGCAAAGAAAUGUAAUUAAAUGCAUACUGUAAGUACA
This is a messenger RNA of Melanotaenia boesemani (Boeseman's rainbowfish), 1753 nucleotides long. It is a transcript of the gene ttc4, whose product is annotated as tetratricopeptide repeat domain 4. Gene Ontology annotation, molecular function: Hsp90 protein binding. Lineage: Eukaryota; Metazoa; Chordata; Actinopteri; Atheriniformes; Melanotaeniidae. The coding region runs from base 142 to 1332 and encodes 396 amino acids. The transcript is spliced from 10 exons. The record is from RefSeq and is a predicted model, not a curated record.